AUCUGCGGGGCCGGCGCGCGGGGCGGUGACUGAGUCACAGGUGGUAGAACAUGGCUGGACAAAUAUCAGAGUCGGAUCAGAUCAAGCAGUUCAAGGAGUUUCUUGGCACAUACAAUAAACUUACAGAAAAUUGCUUUGUGGAUUGCAUAAAGGAUUUCACUAGCAGAGAUGUGAAACCAGAAGAGAUAACUUGCUCAGAAAACUGCCUGCAGAAGUAUCUAAAGAUGACACAGAGGAUCUCCAUGAGAUUCCAGGAGUACCACAUCCAGCAGAACGAGGCUCUGGCAGCCAAGGCAGGACUGCUCAGCCAACCUCGUUAGACCAGAGCACUGUGCUCUGACUUAAGCUGUGCCAGUGUUCCCUGGGCAAGAACACAUUGGGGGAUUCCUACUGUCAGGAUGUGUGUCCAGCAGCUCAGAGCAGAGCUGUGGGUGCUGCUCAGGCAGUGGGGGCCAUGAAGGGUUAAACAGGAGCUCAGUCGUGGUGGCCUGGCAGUGGAAUUUGUUUCCACGAGGGAAUAAUGCAGAUACAGCUUUUCCCAGGGCCCACAGACUGGUGUCCGAAUUUCAGGGGUGGUGGGAGGGCUCACUUGCCUUGUGCCAAGACUGGUUGAGAUGAAUCAAUUGAACGUGGGGAAUACACUUUUUUAUUUAAUUCAAAUAAAAUCAACAGGAGCUA
Messenger RNA from Pseudopodoces humilis (Tibetan ground-tit), 678 nucleotides. It is a transcript of the gene TIMM9, whose product is annotated as translocase of inner mitochondrial membrane 9. The record is from RefSeq and is a predicted model, not a curated record. NCBI's taxonomy places the organism in Eukaryota, Metazoa, Chordata, Aves, Passeriformes, Paridae.